Molecule: messenger RNA, 1515 nt
Organism: Microthlaspi erraticum
Lineage: Eukaryota; Viridiplantae; Streptophyta; Magnoliopsida; Brassicales; Brassicaceae
Source: the annotation of a GenBank genome assembly
AUGGCGGUCUUGCUCUAUUUCUUCUUGGUUUUGCUUCUUACUCUCGUAUCAUCAAUCUUUCUUAAAAAGAAAAUAACCCCAAAAUCAAAACUCAGUCUUCCUCCGAGUCCUCCAAGUCUUCCGAUCAUCGGAAACUUGCACCAUCUUGCAGGAAUGCCUCACAGAUGUUUUCGUAAUCUCUCCAUCAGAUACGGACCCGUGAUGCUUCUACGUCUCGGGUUCGUUCCGGUGGUUGUGAUCUCGUCGAGCGAAGCAGCUGAAGCAGUGCUCAAAACACAUGACCUGGAAUGUUGCAGCCGACCAAAGACGGUCGGGACGGGAAAGCUCUCUUACGGUUUUAAAGACAUCAAUUUCGCGCCAUACGGUGAGUAUUGGCGGGAAAUGCGGAAACUCGUGGUCAUGGAGCUUUUCAGCCUUAAAAAGGUUCAAUCUUUUAGGUACAUAAGAGAAGAAGAGAUCGACUUCAUGGUGAAGAGAAUGUCAGAAUCGGCUUUAAAACAAUCUCCUGUAAACCUAAACAAAACCUUUUUCUCCCUCACCGCAAGCAUCAUUUGUAGAGUAGCAUUAGGACAGAACUUCAACGAGAGCGGCUUCUUCAUCGAUCAGGACAGAGUCGAAGAGCUUGUCACUGAAGCAGCAGAAGCUCUAGGGACUUUCACAUUCUCUGACUUCUUCCCUGGUGGAGUUGGAAGAUUCGUAGACUGGUUGUUUCAACGACACAAGAAGAUCAACACCGUCUUUCAAGAGCUUGAUGCUUUUUACCAGCAUGUGAUCGAUGAUCACUUGGAGCAAGAAGGCAAGAAAAAUCAAGAUAUUGUUUCCUUGAUGUUGGAUAUGAUCGAGAAACACGGAAAUGAAGAUUCUUUCAAACUCGAUAUGGAUAAUCUCAAGGCAACCCUCAUGGAUAUAUUUCUCGCGGGGAUAGAUACAGGCGCUAUAACUAUGAUUUGGGCGAUGGCCGAGCUCGCAAGAAACCCUAGAGUGAUGAAGAAGGCUCAAGAAAGUAUCAGAGCCACACUAGGGCACAAAAGGGAGAGAAUCACUGAAGAUGACCUAGGAAAAGUUGAUUACUUGAAGCUUAUAAUCAAGGAAACAUUCAGAUUAUACCCAGCAGUUCCGUUUUUGCUGCCACGAGAAACAAUGUCACAAGUCAAGAUUCAAGGCUACGAUAUUCCACCGAAAACGCAGAUCCAAGUUAACGUCUGGACCAUCGGACGUGACCCUAAGCGUUGGACCGACCCUGAAGAUUUCAUUCCUGAACGGUUUGCGGAUAGUUCUGUAGAUUUUAAAGGACAACACUUUGAGCUGUUGCCGUUUGGUUCAGGUCGAAGGAUCUGUCCCGCGAUGCCAAUGGGGAUUGCUACCGUGGAGCUAGGGCUGAUGAAUUUGCUUUACUAUUUCGAUUGGGGAUUGCCUGAUGGUAUGAAAGCUGGAGACGUUGACAUGGAAGAAGAAUGUACACUCACCAUCGUCAAGAAACUACCUCUUCAACUUGUGCCCCUUCAACGCCAUUGA